Messenger RNA from Trypanosoma cruzi, 1380 nucleotides. RefSeq lists its product as uncharacterized. The record is from RefSeq and is a predicted model, not a curated record. Gene Ontology annotation, biological process: intraciliary transport; cilium assembly. Gene Ontology annotation, cellular component: intraciliary transport particle B; motile cilium; centrosome. The coding region runs from base 1 to 1380 and encodes 459 amino acids. The transcript has a single exon. NCBI's taxonomy places the organism in Eukaryota, Euglenozoa, Kinetoplastea, Trypanosomatida, Trypanosomatidae.
AUGCCACCGAGACGUGCCAUUGACGACGAUGAGGAAAUCACAGAGGAGGAGGAGGAAGAAGAACUUGAAACAACAAGUGAAUCUGAAGAAGAGAGCAGCGUGGAGGGCUCUGCGAAGGGUUUGGGGGCGGGAACGACCGGGCCGAAAGAGGCCGUGCUGGUAAACAACCCAAAUGACGAGAAAUACGUUGUGGAAGGAGCACGACACGUUCAGACCCCUCCCGAUAACGUGACGGGCUCAAAGAUGUUGUACAAGAGCCGGCCAGAGUCACCAAGGGGAAUGAGGGAAGGUAAUAAGCCCGAAACCAGCUUGGGGAGUCAAUCCCUGCUUCAGGCUCAAAUUCCUCAAGAGUCCUUAAAGAUUCCCUCUGAUAUGGAUAUUCGAAAGCUUCGUAACAACCCGAAUGAUGAAAUGGUAAGAGUAGAAGACGCACUCAAUAUUCCCACGCCUCGAGGGAAAGGUCAGGGAGAAGCAGGUGGCUUACUUUUGCGGAAUGCUCCUCAUGAUGAAGCAAUCCCCUUGUCUACUCGUGGUAGUUCUGUCGGUACACCGCGAAAGCAGACUGGUGAGAAAAUGGGUGCGAUGGCACCCACUGAUGAGGGGAGUAGUGCAGAUGAGGAAGCCGAGGAGGUCGAGAGUCAAUCCCGCGGUUACACCAACCAGCGGCCUGAGGCCAUUGAUACGGAGGCUCAUCUAAAGACCAAUGUAAUCCCAAACCUUGAGUACAAGCCACAGGAUUAUGCCAAAAUAAACAGUACCGCCAGCCGGGAAAUGCAAGAGCUCUUUAAAUGUAUUCUUGAUUACCAGCCGGUUAUCCCGGAUCUGCCGGCAAAAUUGCGUCCAUUUAUUCCCGACUACGUCCCAUCCAUUGGAGAUCUUGAUCCCUUCUGCAAGAUAUCCCGACCAGAUGGACGACCCGAUGGCUUGGGUCUUUUUGUCUUGGAUGAACCCUCCGUGUCGCAGUCUAACCCUGCAGUCGUCUUGUUAGAACUUCGUGCAACAAAUAUUCACUCAAGUGGUGGCUUGGCAGAGGUGGUGGACUCCUUUGAAGAUGCUGCCAAUCGGCCAGAGGUCAUUGACCGCUGGAUUGCGGACGUCAAAAAAGUGCACUACAAGAAACCCUUGCCCACGACCAACUACCAAAUGCCCAUGCCGGAGAUAGAAUCCUUGCUACAGGUUUGGCCGCCUGUGUUUGAAGAGUUUCUUAACUCGGAUAUUCAGUUCCCACCGCCAACAAUCGACAUGGACCUCGACCAGUACGUGCGCACACUUUGCUGCAUUCUUGACAUCCCCACGUACAACUCUCUUGUUGACUCUUUGCAUGUUAUGUUUACGCUAUAUCAGGAGUUCCGGGCGAACCAGCACUUUCAGCAUGAAUAG